GCUGCUGCUGGAGGUGGGAGCUGUGAUUCCAGCCAACUUGGUGAUGGGCGUCUCACUGCCUGUGCAGUCAGCCCGAUGAUCUCCAGACAGCCCUGUAGACAGUGCUUCCUCCCACCUGGCCAGCUCCCGCCUCCCUGGAAUGUUCUGGGUGGCCUAGCUCAGUCACCUGGACACACGCAUGAUUCGGGCCAAGGUGGUCAGCGGGAAGGAGGUGGACUCCGGCAACGACAUCUACGGCAACCCCAUCAAGCGCACUCAGUACGAGAUCAAGCAGAUAAAGAUGUUCAAAGGGCCCGACAAGGACAUCGAGUUCAUCUACACGGCGCCGUCCUCCUCCGUCUGCGGGGUCUUGCUGGACGCCGGCGGGAAGAAGGAAUAUCUCAUUGCAGGAAAGGCCGAGGGGAAUGGCAAGAUGCACGUCACCCUCUGCGAUUUCAUCGUGCCCUGGGACUCCCUGAGCACCACCCAGAAGAAGAGCCUGAACCACAGGUACCAGAUGGGCUGCGAGUGCAAGAUCUCGCGCUGCCCCAUGAUCCCCUGCUACAUCGCCUCUCCCGACGAGUGUCUGUGGAUGGACUGGGUCACUGAGAAGAACAUUAACGGGCGUCAGGCCAAGUUCUUCGCCUGUAUCAAGAGGAGCGACGGCUCAUGCGCCUGGUACCGCGGCGCGGCGCCCCCCAAGAAGGAGUUUCUCGACAUCGAGGACCCCUAAGCAGGCUGGCAGCGCCCCUCUGGCCGACGGCAAAGCCUCGAGAGUCUAGACGGGUCCAGUUCUGACAUCCCUUCCUGGAAACAGCAUGAAUAAAACAGUCAUCCGAGUGGGUCUGAAUCAGUGUGA
Messenger RNA from Talpa occidentalis (Iberian mole), 838 nucleotides. It is a transcript of the gene TIMP2, whose product is annotated as TIMP metallopeptidase inhibitor 2. The record is from RefSeq and is a predicted model, not a curated record. Gene Ontology annotation, biological process: negative regulation of endopeptidase activity; negative regulation of membrane protein ectodomain proteolysis. Gene Ontology annotation, molecular function: metalloendopeptidase inhibitor activity; protease binding. Bases 179 to 712 code for a protein of 177 amino acids. Gene Ontology annotation, cellular component: extracellular matrix. The transcript is spliced from 6 exons. Lineage: Eukaryota; Metazoa; Chordata; Mammalia; Eulipotyphla; Talpidae.